CUACGAACCGCAACACAGCAAGAUCGUCAAAAUGUCCAACGACCUCGAGUGGCUCCUCCUCCGCAAAAACAACUCCUUCAUUGUGAAGAGGGUUGCGGAGGGCCCGAUUUUCUCCAAGGAGCCGGCCAACCUCACGAACAUCCACUCAUGGAAGUACUCCGGUCUUGCUAACUCCAAGACGAUCGCUGUGACGGACAGCGAGUCGGGCAUCAAGAUCACGACCCGCAAGACGAAGGCCUCGCCCAACGGUGUGCGCCCCGCCUACGCGACCUCUACCGUCCGCAACCGCUCUGGCGGCCGCCGCGCCGUCGGUGUCGCUGCCGGGCUCGCGAAGCGCAGCUACCGCCCUGACCUCCGGGAGGCUACCGUCGCCCGCGUAUCGGCUAUCCUCGCCACGCAGCAGGAGAAGAAGCCCUACCCGCCGAAGAAGACGCGGGGCAAGAGGAGAACCGAGGCAUAGGCGUGUGCCGGGCUGUCAUGCUUUCUCCUCUACUUUCGCUUUCGAUUACCGCAUACUGCAAGCCAUGUGUAUGUACCAUGCAAUCCAUGCGACCACGCUACGCACACCGAGAUCACCCAUCGCACUGCGGCGAAGAC
Fomitopsis serialis is the source of this 597-nucleotide messenger RNA. RefSeq names its product ribosomal L28e/Mak16. Gene Ontology annotation, molecular function: structural constituent of ribosome. Gene Ontology annotation, biological process: translation. The transcript is spliced from 5 exons. Gene Ontology annotation, cellular component: ribosome; cytosolic large ribosomal subunit. The coding region runs from base 32 to 460 and encodes 142 amino acids. The record is from RefSeq and is a predicted model, not a curated record. Lineage: Eukaryota; Fungi; Basidiomycota; Agaricomycetes; Polyporales; Fomitopsidaceae.